AUCAGUUUUACGGCGAACUUUAUCGUAAACAAGUUUCCUAUCAUUUGAUACAGAAAUAUAAAGAGUUAUUUUCGUAAAACUAUUUUCGCUAAAACCCGCCGAGUUGAGAAUGCGCUUUCCGGUAACUUUUUAUGUGAUGUCUGUGGUUUUUCUGACUGCAAAUACAAAAGUAGUUAAAGAUGAAGUAGACAAAGUAAUAGAACAUGAAAUAACUCGCAAACUGAGCACAGACCUGCUGCAGAGUAUUGAGAAGAAGUUCCACGUUGAUUUGGAGAGAUCGGUGGAUAUGGUGAUGAUGAAGAUAAAGCUUCUUCUGCAAAAUGGAACUCAUCAUAUACAAGAGAAGCUGCUAGAGUUACAGAGUAUGAUGGAUAUUAUCAAGUCACAUGGGGAAGAGGAAGCUAAUAAAUGUUUAGUAGAACAGCAGAAUAUAACGUCAGCACUCGCAGAGAAAACCUUGCAUCAGAUGGUGGUGUGUGGGUACGCGCUUAUUGGCCAGGAUCCCUCACAGGCCAUCAGGAAUGUCGGGGCAAUCAAGACCAUGAUCAGACAGGGCGUAAAGCCGUUAUAUGAACAUGAGAUUGAGGUUUACGAGUUGCUAAAUGUUUGUGGCCACGAACAUGACUCUUUGAGGAAGGUCAUCAAAUGCGUCAUAGCCAAGUCUCCUCUAAUUAAGUCAACAAUGAUGGAUAUAACUGGAAAACUAAUUAACGGUGUUAUGGAAUUGACAAAACUGAUGGCUCAUGGGGCAAUGCAUGAAGCUUGUCUUAUUGAAGUUAUAAAAUCUAUAGAGAAUGACGCCGUUGGUAUUAUUAACGAUAUAAGAAAGUGUGCGUACGCAAAUCUUACAUUUACAGAAGUUGACGACUAUUUGGCAGCUAAUAACGCAACUGUGUUAGAAACUGAGCAUAGGCCAAAAAAUAAAACAAAUGCAAAUGAAUAUCAAGAAAUAAUUAGAAAUGUGCUAGAAGAAGUCGAUACAAAAGCCGUGAAUGGACUUACAAAUAAAUUUAAAACGACGAAUAACAAUACAAAUGGUAAUUUUUUGUUCAACGAUGAAGUCAAUAAAGAUUAAGUAACUUUUGUAUCUUGUUUGCUGAAUACAGUUGAUGGGUAUUA
This is a messenger RNA of Leptidea sinapis, 1119 nucleotides long. RefSeq lists its product as uncharacterized. NCBI's taxonomy places the organism in Eukaryota, Metazoa, Arthropoda, Insecta, Lepidoptera, Pieridae. The transcript is spliced from 6 exons. Bases 110 to 1075 code for a protein of 321 amino acids. The record is from RefSeq and is a predicted model, not a curated record.